GAACGUUCAGAGGUGUGUGUAAGAAGAUUGAUCACUUCCCGGAGGACGCGGACUAUGAAGCAGACGCUGCUGAGUACCUCCUCCGUGCUGUGCGUGCCUCCAGUAUCUUCCCCAUCAUGAGCGUGGGGCUGCUGUUCCUGGGGGGGCUCUGUGUGGCCGCCAGUGAGUUCUACCGGAGCCGACACAACGUCAUCCUCAGCGCAGGAAUAUUCUUCGUCUCUGCAGGUCUCAGUAACAUCAUAGGAAUUAUUGUCUACAUCUCAGCAAACUCGGGUGACCCGGGCCAGAGCGACAGCAAAAAGUCCUACUCCUACGGCUGGUCCUUCUACUUCGGCGCCCUCUCCUUCAUCAUGGCGGAGAUGGUGGGCGUGCUUGCCGUGCACAUGUUCAUCGAGAAGCACCGCAAGCAACGGGCCAAAUCCCGCACCGAGCUCAUCAAAAAGUCCACCUUCAGCCGCAUCCCUUCCUAUCGCUACCGCUUCCGGCGUCGCUCCAGCGUUCGCUCUUCCGAGGCCCCCAGCCGCGACACCUCACCUCUGGGGAAGGGCGGCUACACAGGGCCCGCCGCCUCCGAGAUGCCCAUGUACACGCUGAACCCGCGCGAGGCAGGCAACGCCGGCUCCAAACCGGGCAGCGGGAUGGGCGGGCUGCUCAACUCAGAGCGGGAGUUCCUCCAGAGCAGCACGCUCACUAAAGACUACAGCAAGGACCCCAACCGCAGGACCACGCCGGUGUGAGAGGUGCCGGUCGCUGAUAUAUCGCCCAAUCAGAGUAUCAAAGAGAAAGAUGAUGAGAUAUACAGGGGGAGUGCUAGCUAACGCAGGGGACACAGGGUUAGGUUACGCGGGGUGGGUGCGGGGUUUGAUAAACUUUGACUGUGAACUGUGAACUUUUAGCCUUUGAACUGUGAAUCCUGAGCCCUGUGAGAGUUUCAUUGUGUGUAGCAGGGUCGGUUUUGGACGGAGAAGUUGUUCCCGACUGCCACAUAUCACUGUAGUUUUACCUGUAACUCCUUAACAUAUGAAGGCACAUUCAAUUUAUGUCCAUGUUCAUAAAUUGACUUUCUGGCUUUUUUCAAAAAGGGGGAAACUGGGAGGUUUAAUAAUAAGCUUAUCGGAAGUGGUUUGGGGCAACUUCUCCAAAAACAUAAUGUGAACUAAAGCAGUCGGAUGAGUUCAGGGAACAGCCUUAGAGCUCCGAGCUGUCUCUCUGAUUUACCGGUACUAUUUAAAAGUGCGGAAGUUAACACCUCAGGAUCGGGAUCCGUUCAUUUUCAGUUCAGCCCGGACUCAAAACAGUAAUUGAAGAUGCAGUUUGUCCAUUUAUGGCAGCACAUUUGUGGCACUAGUUAUUAUUUUCUAUACAUAUUGUAUAUAUCCUCCUUUCAUAUUGAUUGAUGGAAAAGCUCACUUCAUUGCCGGCUGAACUGAAGGUGAAUUGAGCUCAAUCCUGGUAACAUUGACCCCCAUUUCUCUUAGGGUUUGAUGAAGGGAAACAGCUGUUUGGGGGGGGGGGGAUGUCAGAAAACUAAUGAAUCUCUUUUAGAUGGUAACGUAAGAUCAUUGGUGCUUCCUUUUACCCCAUCUCUUAAUUUAUUUUUUCACCUAAAUCUUAAAGACAUGAUCAAAUAUUUGUCUGUCCGCCUUCCCGUUUCACCUUCCACAUUUUCCUGUGUAGCCCCAUUACUCACCUCACUGCCACCCUUUUCGCACACCUCCUCUCACCCUUCCUCGUCCCUCUUUAGGUUCCGUCUUCCGUUGGUGUCGCUCGUAGUUUAGUCAGGGAGGUUGUAGGUUCAGGGUACUGUGGAGAGGAGACCGCUGAGCUGUGAAAAUGCUUUAAGGCAGAGCCAAAAAGACAUUAAAACAAACAGACGGAAACUUUUUAUUUUUUGUUUGCCCACUACCUCUAGGUGAAUAUCUUACCGAUGAGUUUAAUAUAAAGUUGUCUGUUCUUGCCGGAACAAUUGUCAAAGAUUUAAGCUGCAGGAAUAAGCGCUGAGAAAAUGCUAAAGCACACACAUCUCUCUCUUCUCCAAUUGAGGAUCUGCAGAAAAUGAAUUUGUAUGUGGCGCACAAUUUAAAGAUAAAUAGAUGGAAUUGGCAGAAGUCUCAUGUAUUAUUCAGAGGAUUUGUGCUCCAUCCAUGCAGCUGUCACUCACAGCCUCUCCUCCUCUUUAUCUCGCUUACAUGUGCACACACUGUAGACUGCAAACACACACAAGCCUAUACACACACACACACACACACACGUCUUCUGGCUGGGACUGUCAUAUUUCAAACACCUUUACAGUUUUUACUGUGACAGAUUUUAGAGAAACGUCAAUACUUAUGACAUUUAUUGCUCUCUCUCUGACAUAUAACAGUUUGUGCACUCUCUGUAAACUGUUGGCACCAUUUCAAAUUGAAACCAAGCAGGGAUUUGAAAAAAAAGACUAAAAUAUAUCAUUAAUUAAUUAAAUCUCUAUAAAAAGGCAUUUUGACUGGGAACUGAUCACCCGUUUUCCAAUUAAACAUACUAGAAUACUUGUAUACACGGUAUGAGGCUUUAAAACCAUAUUGUGUUGGUGUACAAAUAACAACGGGUUUUUUACACAAAAUGAUAUGUGUGAUUUGCAUAUGUAUCAGUAUUGCAACAUCCCUUAUUGGCACACAGUCAAUUCUCCAAUGCAUUGGCCAAUAAUUGGUGAUCUAUCACCUAGAAUUAGUAGUCCUGCAACAUAAACAACGACACAAAAUCAAAUACUUGCCACAGUUUUUUACAGAUUUAAUAAACAUAUUACACAUUAAAGCUCUUAUCACAUCACUGAACCACACCUGAUUACACACACACACACACCCACACACACACACACACACACACAUACACAGAUACAAGAGGAGGAGACAACACAGCCAUAAAGAAAAGGAAAGCGCUGCAGGGACAGUUGUGGAGAGAGCAUGAGUAGCUAGUGUAAAUGUAAACAGCAUUUUUGUCAAACUUUUUUCUGGGGCUGUGAGUUAAAAAAAAAGUGAGUGUGAAAAAAUGCAUUUUUGUUUUUCUUCUUUAUACCUCCCUAAGCCACCAUUGCACUGUUUUGUACAAACCAAUCAUGAAACAUCACCAAGCUGAAGCCGUCACGCCACCACUUUGAGAGUUAUUACCCUGAAAAUAAAAGAUGUUUUCAAUCUCAGUCAUACUGUUUAAUUUAUGACACUGCUGUUUUACCCGCUGUCUUUUAACGCCAUAGAGGGAGCCUAAAGGGACAACCGUGCAUCAACACUGACUCGCUCUUGCUGUCCGUUACAUGUAUAUAUCAUUUUGCAAGCUAACUAUAAUAUCAGCAGUUGUUAUGGGCUGUGAAAGAGGAAAAAAUGCUUUCUUCCAAGCAAGGGCUUUUAAUUUUUAAAGGACAGGAGCACACAAGGGCUUUUUAUGCUCAGCGCUGCAGCUGCGUCGUUUGAGGGUGUUAUGUUGAAGGAGAGGCAAAGUACAUUUGCACAGGAACAAGCGUUUUAAACCAGCUGAAUAGCUAACUAACGACAUAACACGCUUCAAGCUAGAGAGAAGCAGAGAGAAAAAUAUGUUGCUUCGUUGGCUAACUUUAGGUUAGAUGGGUAACUCUCUGAAAGUAAUUAGAAAUAUUGCCUUAAGCAGAUGGUAGGUUUAAUUAAGAGUUAGCUUAAGGAUGAAACAUAUAUUAGCAACAUAUUGUUAAUCAUAGGCCUACUUGGUGCCAAAUAUUACUCAAAGUGUUUCCUGUAUAUCUUGGCCUCCAGGUUAGCUUUAGCUAAUUUACGCUAUUUUGCAUAGGAUUUCCUGCAGUAUACUGACUCAGCAGUAGUAGCCAUGUAGCUCAGCACAUCGAGGGCCCCUCGGAUCCUGAGGGGGGUCAUCGUUCAGACCCGCAUCCAUGAGCCAUGUCAGCAUUGACCUUUCAAAAUCAUGCAUGCCAUAUCCAUCCGCUUCCAGUGCUUACAUUCGCUCUAUCUAUAAUCAAGUCUCAAACGGCACCCUGACUCUAUCCUCCGUAGGGAAACUGGACUGCUACAUUUAAGACGCCUUACAAGGGUAUGGGCCCGUAAGCCUGUGCUGAGUUUACUCCAAUAGAGCGCAGGGUGCUUUUUGAGACCCCUCUAUCUCUUCUUACCGCCAUACAGCUUUGAUACUCUGAUAUCAACAACAAAUAAUUGUAUUAUUAGUAAAAAAAAAAAUUCUAUUCUAAAGGUGCCACUGUGCAGAGGAUGAAGGACUCUGUCACAUAUUAUAGUUAUUAAUCUAUUAAUGGGAAGGGGCGGGUUUGUUGAUCGAAAGGGAGCAGAGUUGUGAAGCAGGGGAUUGUAGUCUUUGUAAUAUUAUAUUAUUCUAGUUUCAUUUUCUACUCUUAAUGUGGUUUGUGAGAUUGUGUUUGUUUCGAUCACAUCUGAAGCCUCUGACCGGAGGAGAGGAAGAGACAGUGAAGCGCUCGGACGAUCUCUCGUGGACAUUAAACCUCACCUCACCGGGGCCAGAGGUCCACCUUAUCAGCGGGACACUCAGCAAUGAAAGUGCAAUACACACAACACACACUCACACACACACACACACACACACACACUCACACACACACACACACUCACACACAUGCAUUCAGGUUACUGUACUUUUGAGGACUUGUUGACCCAAUGCACUGCAGGGAAAAGUUGUUGGAUACAGAAAAUAAUGCAAUCCAAUGAAGCAGUCUGUAAAGAUAAAUACUUUUAUGAGAUUUAAAAUAAUGUAGUUGGUUUAAGGCUGACAGUUUAGAUUUCAAAGAAGUAUUAUGUUUGCAGGAUUGCCAUGUUGAAGGGUAUGACAUUGUACAGGGGGUGCUUUUACUGUUUGACCUCCUUUUUAUUUUUUAACAACAAUUCGAAUGAUUAAAAAUUGUAUUUCAUCUUAACUUUCACUGAGGCGCCAAAAAUAAGUCCUCUAUCCUCCUUGUUCUUAAAGUUAAAGGUAUUCUUCACCCCCAAAAAUGGUCAUUUGUUUAUCAUUUACUCCCCCUGUGAUACAUUCAAUUCCUAAAGGAAACUUUGUAAUUCUCAUAAGAAAAUUCUCAUGUAUUAAAGUAAAGUGAGCCCUGUUUGACAAAAGCAAAACUCCAUCCAAACAUCCGUUUAAAAACUCUAACACAUGUUGUGCAGUAUGAACCAAGUCUCAUUUACACCCUUCCCAAACACAUUCAUUUAACUAAAUGUGUACUAUUUAAGCGUUUCGGUGUAGGAGACUGUUAAUAAAUCAGAUGAUACCUCAA
Messenger RNA from Gymnodraco acuticeps, 5254 nucleotides. RefSeq names its product calcium channel, voltage-dependent, gamma subunit 3b (gene cacng3b). Lineage: Eukaryota; Metazoa; Chordata; Actinopteri; Perciformes; Bathydraconidae. The transcript has 3 exons. The annotation marks the transcript as partial. Gene Ontology annotation, biological process: transmission of nerve impulse; postsynaptic neurotransmitter receptor diffusion trapping; neurotransmitter receptor internalization. Gene Ontology annotation, molecular function: voltage-gated calcium channel activity; channel regulator activity. Gene Ontology annotation, cellular component: AMPA glutamate receptor complex; postsynaptic density membrane. The record is from RefSeq and is a predicted model, not a curated record.